Messenger RNA from Clunio marinus, 681 nucleotides. The record is from the annotation of a GenBank genome assembly. Lineage: Eukaryota; Metazoa; Arthropoda; Insecta; Diptera; Chironomidae.
AUGGUGGUAACGGCCAGUAAAUUCUGUUGUCAUAUUUCAAAAGUAAUAAAUCUAACGUGGACACUACGAGGUGCUGAGAAUUUGAGGAAAGAUCAGAGUUGCGUUAUUGUAGCAAAUCAUCAAAGUUCAUUGGACAUUUUAGGAAUGUUUGAUAUUUGGCCGGUUAUGAAUAAGACGACAGUUGUGGCAAAACGAGAGUUACUUUAUGUCUGGCCAUUUGGCGUUUGUGCAUGGCUAUGCGGACUGAUUUUCAUAGAUAGAUAUGCUGCUGAUAAAGCUAAAGAUACAUUGAAUAAAGCUAUGGAAAAGCUGAAAGCAAAUAAUAUUAAGUUGUGGGUUUUUCCAGAAGGCACACGUCGUAACACGGGUGUUAUUCACGAGUUCAAGAAAGGAGCUUUCAAUGUGGCAAUCCAACGACAAGUUCCCAUUCAGCCAGUGGUGUUUAGUUCUUAUCGAACAUUUCUUAAUGAUGAAUUAAGAAUUCUGAACUCAGGAGAAAUCAUAAUUGAAGCUUUACCUGAAAUCUCAACCAAAGGAAUGACUCAUGAUGAUGUUAAUCGUUUGAUUCAACAGACACGACAAGUAAUGAUUGACAAAUUUAUAGAAAACACAAAAGAAAUUGAACUUAAAGACACACAAAAUUCACUCUCAGAUUGUACGAUGCACAAUGUGACAAUUUAA